CGCGCAAUCUGUCUUUACGUGUCCCGGAUAUGACGCAGGACGCGCCGUAUUUAAACUUGUUUUCAUUAUCACGGAAGUGAAACAGGACCGUUUCCACAGACUGAUGCUGAUAUACUUCUACUACAAUUAAGCACUCAUUCUUGUCACAUCAGUCCAGACAUGGCGGCGAAGGGGGCCAAGGAGACUAUUGCAAAUAAACUGGGCUUUAAAAGCAGCAGCUCAAAAUCAGUGGAGAUGGAGAUCGAGAGACUGAAGAGAGAGAACCAGCAGCUGAAGAAGAGUCUGGAGGACACGAAGAGACAUCAAAACACACAACCAGACUCAGACAAAGCCAAGCUCCUAGAGAGGAUCGUGUCUCUUGAGUCGCUGAGGGAGAGGAGCUCGCAGCAGCUGCUGGAGAAGGAGCAGGAGAUCUCAGGUCUCAGACAGCAGCUGCGAGCCGAUCACGGAGACGUGGUGUCUUCACUGCACAGCCAGCUGCAGCAGAAACAACAUGAGGCUGAACAGAGAGAGAGACAGCUCCAGGAUCUCUCAAAGGAGACCCAAGACUUGAAAAACAAGUACUGUGCUGUUUCUGAGAGAUGUGACAUGCUUGAGAAACAAAAGGUGCCGUCUGGUGAGCUUGCGGUGCUUCAGGAGCAGCUGCGAGACGCCCUGGAGAAGAACCAUAACUGGCUUGUUUAUGACCAGCAGCGAGAGGCCUACGUUCAGGGCGUUUUGGCCAGAACCAAAGAGUUAGAGACGCAGUUAAAUGAAGCAAAUCAAGCACUCCAACAACAGCACAAAGAAGCCAAUUCAGAUGGCCUGUCCGGGCAGGUGGCUCAGCAUGAACUUGAGGCCGAACUCGCCCGAGUCACCCGGAUCCAGACAGAACUGGAGGAUCUGAGAGGAAGGUAUGAGGAGAAGAGCAGGGAAGCGGCUCAGGCGCGGGAGGAGAAGAAGCGCGAGCGGGAGGCUCUGCAGGAGGAGAGGAAGUGUUCAUCAGAGCGAAUCGCUCGACUGCAGAGAGAGCUGGACGAGGAGAGGAGGAGGGUGGCUGAAUUACUCAUGCAGGUGAAUCUACUGCAGAAAUCCCUGAUGACUCAGCAGGAAGAGCAGAAAAGAAUGGCUAUUUUGGAACAACAGAUCCAGUUGUCGGCCAGAGAAUCUGAAAAUGAAAAACUGGACCGUCAGACUCUACAGCACCAGCUGCAUAAAGUUUUGAAAGAGCUUCGUAAAGCCAGAGACCAGAUUACACGCCUGGAGUCUGCCAAACAGCAGAGAGAGUCUCGUUUUUCUGAGCCCAGCUCCUGUAACAGGAUGGAUUUUGAGAGACUGACUAUUCAAGAUCGAACCAAGUCUCCAUCUAAAGUCCACAACUUACUAGAUGAGAGUUUGCUGGAGUGUCCAAACUGUGGAGCUUCCUACCCCACCAGCCAGCACCGAGAGCUGCUCGCCCACCUCGACUACUGCUUCAGCUGAAACACAAAUCUCAUGAUGUAGGAGGAUUUUUAUUAUAGUCACCAUUCCAAAGAAUUGUUUCAGUAUUUUAUAUCCACAAGUAUUUUAUGACUGUUUUUAAGAAUAGUGUCAAAUUUGAUUUUUAUUUUUUUUAAGGGAAUCUUCUUUUGAAUAUUCACAAAAGUAUCAGUUUACGUGGGGUUAAUUUAAAAUAUUUUAAUUUAUGAACUCAGAUGUACAUGUUAUUUUCUUAGUUCUCUUUUGGUGAUAAGGUUGUUCGUUUAUAUGCAGUUUUUUUUUUUAUACGUGCAAUUAAAAAAAAACGAUAUUUAGCAUAUAACCUUUUUUUCAAUCAGUGUUGUAAGAUUAUUAACAGAGUCUUUCACUGAACUGUGUACUCCACGUAUAUAUGAAUAAAGGACAAAGACUGUG
Carassius carassius (crucian carp) is the source of this 1872-nucleotide messenger RNA. It is a transcript of the gene cep55l, whose product is annotated as centrosomal protein 55 like. NCBI's taxonomy places the organism in Eukaryota, Metazoa, Chordata, Actinopteri, Cypriniformes, Cyprinidae. Gene Ontology annotation, biological process: regulation of phosphatidylinositol 3-kinase/protein kinase B signal transduction; mitotic cytokinesis. The transcript is spliced from 9 exons. The record is from RefSeq and is a predicted model, not a curated record. Bases 160 to 1461 code for a protein of 433 amino acids.